Penaeus vannamei (Pacific white shrimp) is the source of this 1256-nucleotide messenger RNA. NCBI's taxonomy places the organism in Eukaryota, Metazoa, Arthropoda, Malacostraca, Decapoda, Penaeidae. The record is from RefSeq and is a predicted model, not a curated record.
AUCCAUGCAACACGCACGCGCAUGUCUAUGCGUGUCUAUAUGGAUGAAUAAGUAGAUAAGUAGUUUGACGAAUUAAUGAAACAAAGUAUCGUACAAUUACACGAAUAAAGAACAGAACGUUUUACUCAACAUCGAAACAGUGGAGGAAAUGACACCGACAUCCUCUCAUAAGAGAAAUGAAAGUGGGUACCACGAACAAACCUCUUAAUGAAAAAAAGAGAGAAACACAAUAGUAACAGCUACAUCACAUCACAAGAAUAUGGAAAAGGGAAAACAAGAAAACGUGAAAAAGUAACAUAUCGUAUUCAUAAGGAAGAGACUGGGAGUGGUAAUUCUAUCAUUGACGCUUUUAUCAAUUACGGGAGAAAAAUCAUAUGAUAUUGACGACAAUAAUGCUACAGCACACACAAAUAUUACAAUAUCAUUGCAAGAAAAAUCACAUCAUUUGACAAUAAUACCAAUAGCACACACAACUAUUGCAAAAUGUUACAUAUAUUUAUAUCAAUAUACAACUAUCAUAAAACUACUACAAUAAAAAUCGCAUGUAAUUUGGCAGCAAUACAGUGGUACACAUAACAGAUAAAAUAUACUACAAGAAAAAAACAGCAAACAGACGACUAUUAUAUAAUUAUUACUAAAACUUCUUACAACGAAAAUCACAUACCAACAGCACACAACUAAUUAAAAACUAGUACUGAAAAUAUUUAAAAAAUUAACCAGACACACGCAACGACUACAAAAUUAUAAUAUAUGUAUGUAUAUAUAUGGAUAUAUAUAUAUAAUAUAUACAUAUAUACUAAUAUAUAUUAUAAGGAAAUCACAUAAUAUAACAGCAAUACCAUUAGCACGACAGCCACGACUUCGAGUACGACACUUUCCUUCUCCUCGAGAACGACAGCGCUCGGAAUAUCAACACAGAGGUUGAUGGGCGUCCCGUGAUCAACACUCCAAAGGAAUAUCUCAUGGCUGCUAGUGACGACCCCACUGCAGGUUCACACCUAACUGGGACUAUACCAUGCCUUCUGUCCAAGCGUGGGAAUGUUAUAGUCAAUGAGGAAAUGUCUCACGUACAGGAUGAGGUGGGGAAGCUGCAGCAGCACCUGUCCCUACUGCGUGAACAGUACGUGAAACUGCAGGAAAGAUACACAGCACUAGAGCAGCAGCAUGCUAUCGUCACAGCAGGCACUCAGGUCUCGGAGGGGGAGGACUCCUUCGUCACAAGGCUCUUGCGUUUCGUGGCCGAUUUGUAUGACAAG